Messenger RNA from Acanthoscelides obtectus, 3176 nucleotides. The record is from the annotation of a GenBank genome assembly. Lineage: Eukaryota; Metazoa; Arthropoda; Insecta; Coleoptera; Chrysomelidae.
GAUCAGCUAGUGACAUUUUUGUGUUCGUCUGCAACGUUGGCUAUAAUGAAUCGGGACUAAAUCUAGCAAAAAAUUGUUUGUAGCGUUUUGUUUUUUGUAUGCAAACGAACUUUUCUAAAUGAAAGAGGUUUUAGCAAGUACAAAAUGAAUCUGUAUCGUACAAAAAACCAAAACAAAAUAUGGCUCUAUCUACCUGGCGUUGACGGCUCUGUCAGAAUUAUGUGUCCUGUGCCGAUGUGGGGAAUUUUGAGAUAUUACUAGAUAAUCCAGCUGUCAUACUACCGUGACGGAUACUCGUGAAAUAAGGUGUACAGGCCAGCCAUAAACAUACGGCUGUCAAAAUUUCCAAAACAAAUGAGAAAUGACAUAACCUAAAAACCGUGUUUUUACUUUGCAAAGAAGGACUUUUUUACAUUUUUUGAUGUGAAAAGAAAGAGAAAAAUUAGGAAUAAUUUUGUGCAAAUGUAUUAAUUUUAGUGUAGAAGAUGGCUACAUUUUUUGUGCAGCAAGAGGGCCCCGUAAACGCUUUGGCGUUGAAUAGGGACAAUACACAAGUUGCUAUCGGUGGUAGAAACGUUUUUAAGGUAUAUGCUAUUGAAGAUGACAGAUUCAGGGAAGUCUGCAAUGUAAGAGGUUCAAAACAUCUGAAUUCAAAUUUCUCCUGCAAUGAUGUUUCUUGGAACCCAGUUGAUGAUCAUUAUUUAGCAACAGCCACUACUAAUGGCCAUGUUUGUGUAUGGAAUCUCUCAAAAAUGGGCAAAGCUAUGCAAGAACAAGAUUACCAAGACCAUGGACGAACAGUUAACAAAGUCAACUUUCAUGCUGCUGAGCCUAAUAGGCUCAUAUCAGGCUCACAGGAUGGCACUAUGAGGUAUUUUGACAUAAGGGUCAAAAGUGCAGUUGCUGUUUUCUACAGCAACACGGAGAGUGUGAGAGACGUCCAGUUUAGUCCUCAUAAUCCGUACACAUUCUCAGCAGUUUCUGACAAUGGCAGCGUUCAAUUGUGGGACAUCAGAAAGAGUGAGAAGUGCAUGUUGCAGUAUACAGCACAUAGUGGGCCUGUGUUUGCCUGUGAUUGGCAUCCAGAGUGUGCUUGGCUUGCAACAGCUAGCAGGGACAAGACUAUCAAAGUAUGGGACUUGACGAAUCGCCCAACAUUAGACUACACGAUCCACACCAUAGCAUCCAUUGGCCAUGUAAAAUGGCGGCCACAGAGAAAGUUUCACAUAACCAGCUGUGCAUUGGUAAUAGACUGCAGCAUCAACAUUUGGGACAUCCGAAGGCCUUAUAUACCGUUCGCGUCCUUCAAUGAACAUAAAGAUAUUGCUAGUAGAUUGGCAUUUAAGGGGGAUCCACAUGUUUUCCUUAGCAGUGGCAGGGAUUGUACUUUGUAUCAGCAUUCUUUUAAUGAUGCGUCAAGACCAGCAAGUAAGGCCAACCCUCAAGGGAUUACAAUGAACCAAAAAGGGGAAAUAGUCUUUGCCAGAAAAGUUCCUGUACUACCAAGUUCCAGUUCUAACAAUAACAGCAACACCUCUAGUUCCUUGGCGAAAGCUACUGUCGGUUUUAUGAGAAAAAUCUCGACUUCUCAAGCGAUCGAUCAGUUUCAUCUAGCCGCAAGCGCUCUAACUAGCUUUCGUUUAUCUUGUGACGUCACUGAUGACACUGAACAACAAUUCGCAGCAUUGGCCAAAAACUACAUGCUCCAUGGUAGGAGUGUUUCAGAACUUUGUGAAAGAAAUUCGGCGGUAGCAAGAGAAUUCGGUAAACCUCAUAUAUCUGUGAUAUGGAAGAUAGUGAAAACCAUGUAUGGAGAAGAAUUUAGGCAGAACAGUUCUGUGAAUUCUACUAAUAGAGAGGAAGUAUCCUUGCAAAGUCAGAAAAACAGUACUGCUGCUGGCAUUGAAAGUAAUCUCAAUAAUGUGAGAGACAUGGAGGCUGACCAAAAGUCUAAAGGUGGAGGUGAUCAGUCAGCUCAAUAUAGUGGUGGAGAUGAUGAGACUGAGAAUGAGGACCAAGUGGACCAUUCAAGCAUUUACACGAACGGUUUUCCUACCUACUUAAAUUUCAGGAAUGAUUUGCCUAAGGGAGAUUUCAGCUUUGGAGAAAAUGAAUUGGAUAUGGAAUUAGAAACCAUCAAUUCUAACUAUCCCUCAUCAUACCAUCGUGGUGGCUUCAAUUCCACCGAUUGUCCUGAUUGGAUAUUGCCAAGUGAGGCAUUCCCCAUUCGUACUGACAUCACCGAUCGUUCACCACAGCCUGAGCAGUUCACCAAUCACCACUCGCCGGAUAUUAGUGAAGAACCACACUCUUUCCAAGUGGAAGAGCAGGGUUCAGCUAAAUUGACCAUAGUAAAACCUCUGGAAAGACAGCCAUGGCAGCCAGGAAGGAUAUUAGUAGAAGCAUUGAAGCAUCAUGCUAUUUUGGGUGACAUUCAGACAGCGACAUGUAUCCUUAUAGUACUUGGUGACUGUAGGAAGUGUUUGCCAAACGAGUUGCUUGAUGAGAGCCUCCAAGAACAUUGGUUGCUUGGUUAUAUUGAGUUAUUAACUCGGCACCAACUAUGGACAUCGGCAACGCAAGUAAUCAACCUUUCUUGGCUAUCUUCAAUACAUCAGCUGAAUCAGCAAAGUACCAGAAUAUCCACAAAUUGUGCAGCCUGUCGACGUCCUUUGUUACGCGUGGGCUGGCUCUGCGACCGCUGCCACUGUGCCAAGUACUCCGCUUGUAGUGUCUGCGAACGUCCAGUCAGAGGGUUGUAUGCCUGGUGCCAAGGCUGUUCACACGGGGGCCACCCCAACCACGUGAAAAAGUGGAUCAAGGAAAGGGGGGUGUGUCCUACUGGAUGCGGCCACCAGUGCGAAUAUAGGUGAUAGUCAAGAUUCACUAAACCCUUCAGAGAAUGAACCGGGGCAAAAGGGAGUAUGCCGAAUUUUCGGAGUCUUGCACUUCGGAUCGAGAAGGUUGACGAAUAUAGUCUGAUGUAUCUAUCGACCUUUUUUGCUUGAGCGUGCCUAAAAGGUUAAAUAUGGUUGUUAAAGACAGUACGAGUGCAAGCGAAUUGUGAUAUUGAUUCGAGACGACUGCGCUGUGGAUGAUUGUUGCCAAUUUAUUAAUUUAUUUGUACAAUACUUAUAGUUUAAUUUUAUUGAAUAAAAUAUUAAAAUUUUCCUGGA